AUGGAAAAGUUCCUUGGUGAUAUAUUGCUGCCGGUUUGUGCAAGUAAAUCAGAGGACGAUCCUUUCAAAACCAGUGAUUCAGCUCGUUCUCGAUCUAAAGAAGAAUCUAGUGUGGAUGAGGCAAAAAACACAACUCCUUCGGUUACUCAUCAAGAGAAAGAAGAAUCUAGUGUGGAUGAAGCAAAAAAUACAACUCCUCCGGUUACUCAUCAAGAGAAAGAAGAAUCUAUUGUGGAUGAAGCAAAAAAGACAACUCCUCCUUCUGCUAUUGAUUUAGCUCUUAACUCAGUGGUUAAGGUCUUCACCGUCUCUAGCAAGCCUAGACUUUUUCAACCUUGGCAGAUUAGUAUGCAGAAUGAAUGCUCUGGCUCUGGAUUUUUAAUAUCGGGAAAGAAGAUUAUUACAAAUGCGCAUGUGGUGGAUAAUCACACAUCGGUUAAAGUACAAAAGCACGGUUCAGCCACCAAGUACAAAGCAAAAGUUCGAAUGAUUGGGCAUGAAUGUGAUUUAGCCAUCUUGGAGGUCGAUAACGAUGAGUUUUGGGAGGGAAUGAACUUCUUGGAGCUUGGAGACGUACCCAAGCUGCAGGAAGAGGUGCACCUUGUUGGCUAUCCUUGUGGUGGUGACAGUAUAUCCGUUACAAAAGGUGUUGUGUCGAGAGUUGAACUAAAAGAAUAUAGUCACAGCUCGACAGAGCUACUCACAGUACAAAUAGAUGCAGCUAUCAAUUCUGGAAAUAGUGGUGGUCCUGUAUUUUUGGGAAACAAAGUGGCUGGUGUAGCAUUUGAAGGUUUGUUCUGGUCCGAUGGUAUUGGUUACAUGAUUCCAACUCCAGUAGUUAAGCACUUUUUAGACUGUGUUGAAGAAAAACAUGUUAGUUUCGGCUCAAUGAAUAUAUCAUAUCAGAUGAUGGGGAAUGCACAAAUUCGUGACUAUUUCAAGAUGAGCAAAGAUAUGACAGGGAUUCUUGUAAACGAAAUAAACCCGCUGUCCGAUGCUUACAACUUUCUGAAAAAGGAUGAUGUUAUUCUGGCCAUUGAUGGUGUUCCUAUAGGAAAUGAUAGUAAAGUUCCGUUUCUUAACCAGGACACCGUAGAUUUCAAGCAUUUGGUCUCUAUGAAGAAACCAUCUGAAACAGCUCUAAUUAAAGUGUUAAGAGAGGGAAAAGAGUGUGAGUUCAACGUCGGUCUAAAACCUGUGAAACCGCUAGUUCCAUUGCAUAAUUUUGACAAGAUGCGAAGUUACUAUAUAUACGGAGGGUUUCUUUUUGUACCUCUAUCCCAACCAUACAUUGAUGGCUCUUAUAUGUGCGAGUGUUCUUCCAAAAAGAUGCCCAAGAAAGCCAGUGAACAGAUAGUAAUCAUUUCUCAGAUCUUAGAGGAUGACAUCAACGCAGGAUACGCCAGUUUUGAAGAUUUGCAGGUGAAGAAAGUGAAUGGAAUCGAAGUGGAUAAUCUGAAGCAUCUAAGUCAAGUCAUAGAGGAGUGUAGCACCGGGUAUUUGAGGCUGGAUUUGGAAAACGAAAAGGUUCUCAUCCUCAAUAAUAAGUUGGCAAGAAAAGCAAAUUCUACGAUCUUGAAAGAACUCAAAAUACCGUCGGCCAUGUCCGAUGACCUUCAACCUAGGCAGGUUAACAGAAGCCGCUUAGUUAGUCCUCGGCAUAGCAAGAAAAAUAAUUAGU
Molecule: messenger RNA, 1681 nt
Organism: Brassica oleracea var. oleracea
Lineage: Eukaryota; Viridiplantae; Streptophyta; Magnoliopsida; Brassicales; Brassicaceae
Product: putative protease Do-like 3, mitochondrial
Exons: 9
Coding region: 1-1680 (559 amino acids)
Biological process (GO): proteolysis
Molecular function (GO): serine-type endopeptidase activity; protein binding
Source: RefSeq, a predicted model, not a curated record